Messenger RNA from Dovyalis caffra, 651 nucleotides. The record is from the annotation of a GenBank genome assembly. Lineage: Eukaryota; Viridiplantae; Streptophyta; Magnoliopsida; Malpighiales; Salicaceae.
AUGGCAUACAAGGUGGAUCAUGAAUACGAUUAUUUGUUCAAGAUUGUGUUGAUUGGAGAUUCUGGUGUUGGAAAAUCCAACAUUCUUUCCAGAUUUACACGUAAUGAAUUUUGCUUGGAGUCCAAGUCUACCAUUGGUGUUGAAUUCGCAACAAGGACUCUUCAGGUAGAAGGGAAGACAGUUAAGGCACAAAUAUGGGACACAGCUGGCCAAGAAAGGUACAGAGCUAUCACCAGUGCAUACUACAGAGGUGCAGUUGGUGCACUUUUGGUUUAUGAUAUAACCAAGAGGCAAACAUUUGAUAAUGUCCAGAGGUGGCUCCGUGAACUAAGGGACCAUGCAGACUCUAACAUUGUCAUCAUGUUGGCUGGAAACAAAUCUGACCUGAACCAUCUUAGAUCAGUCUCAGCAGAAGAUGCUCAAAUGCUGGCCGAGAAGGAAUGUCUUUCAUUUCUUGAGACUUCAGCUUUGGAAGCUUCCAAUGUUGAGAAGGCAUUUCAGACCAUUUUGUUGGAUAUCUACCAAAUUAUUAGCAAAAAGGCUCUGGCAGCACAAGAGGCAGCCAACUCAACUGGACUUCCCCAAGGGACGACCAUUAAUAUCGCAAAUCUGUCCAGUAAUAUCAACAAAAAGGCUUGUUGUUCUAACUAA